UGCCAGGAAGCCCUCUGCUCUGGUCCAGCCCUCAGUCCCACUCACUCAGAGCCGGCUCUGCUGAGGAUGGCUGUGGACAACUCCACCAGUGACGCCCAUACCCCCGGGCGGCAGCUGACCGUGGUGGACAUUGCCAUCAUCGCCGUGUAUUUUGCCCUGAACGUGGCCGUGGGCAUAUGGUCCUCCUGCCGGGCCAGCAGGAACACAGUGAGCGGCUACUUCCUGGCCGGCCGGGACAUGACGUGGUGGCCGAUCGGAGCCUCCCUUUUUGCCAGCAGUGAGGGUUCGGGCCUCUUCAUUGGACUGGCAGGCUCGGGAGCGGCUGGAGGCUUGGCGGUGGCUGGCUUCGAGUGGAAUGCUACCUAUGUGCUGCUGGCCCUGGCAUGGGUGUUUGUGCCCAUCUACCUCUCCUCAGAGAUCGUCACCAUGCCUGAAUACAUGCAGAAGCGCUACGGGGGCCAGCGGAUUCGCAUGUACCUGUCUGUCCUGUCGCUGCUGCUGUCCGUCUUCACCAAGAUUUCGAUCGACCUGUAUGCGGGGGCCCUGUUUGUGCACAUCUGCCUGGGCUGGAACUUCUACCUGUCAACGGUCAUCAUGCUCGCCAUCACGGCCCUUUACACCAUCGCAGGGGGCCUGACUGCUGUCAUCUACACAGACGCCCUGCAGACGCUCGUCAUGGUGGCGGGGGCCGUGAUCCUGACGAUCAAAGCUUUCGAGCAGAUUGGCGGGUACGAGCAGCUGGCAGAGGCCUACGCCCGGGCCGUCCCAUCCAGGACCGUCUCCAAUACCACGUGCCACAUGCCCCGGGCAGACGCCAUGCAUAUGUUCCGAGACCCCUACACCGCGGACCUCCCGUGGACGGGGAUGACCUUCGGCCUGACCAUCAUGGCUGCCUGGUACUGGUGCACUGACCAGGUCAUCGUGCAGCGGUCACUGUCCGCCCGGGACCUGAACCACGCCAAGGGGGGCUCCAUCCUGGCCAGCUAUCUCAAGAUGCUGCCCAUGGGCCUGAUGGUCAUGCCGGGCAUGAUCAGCCGCGUGCUGUUCCCAGAUGAUGUGGGCUGUGUGGUGCCGGCCGAGUGCCUGCGGGCCUGCGGGGCUGAGAUCGGCUGCUCCAACAUCGCCUACCCCAAGCUGGUCAUGGAGCUGAUGCCCACAGGUCUGCGGGGGCUGAUGGUCGCUGUGAUGAUGGCUGCACUCAUGUCCUCGCUGACCUCCAUCUUCAACAGCAGCAGCACCCUCUUCACCAUGGACAUCUGGAGGCGGCUGCGGCCCCGUGCGGGCGAGCGGGAGCUGCUGCUGGUGGGACGGCUGGUCAUCGUGGUGCUCGUCGGCGUGAGUGUGGCUUGGAUCCCCGUCCUGCAGGGCUCCAAUGGCGGGCAGCUCUUCAUCUACAUGCAGUCGGUGACCAGCUCCCUGGCCCCACCGGUGACCGCAGUCUUCGUCCUGGGCAUCUUCUGGCGGCGGGCCAAUGAGCAGGGAGCCUUCUGGGGCCUGAUGGCGGGGCUGGCAGUGGGUGCCACGAGGCUGGUGCUGGAGUUCUUGCACCCAGCCCCGCCCUGCGGCCACCCUGACACUCGGCCCCCCAUCCUCCAUGGCGUCCACUACUUGCACUUCGCCGUGGCCCUCUUCCUGCUCAGCGGGGCUGUGGUGGUCGCUGGGAGCCUGCUGACACCACACCCCCAGGACGUCCAGAUCCAGAGCCUGACCUGGUGGACUCUGGCUCAGGACCUGCCCUUGGGAGUGAAAACAGGUGAUGGCCAAGCAUCCCAGAGACACGCCUUCUGGGCUCGUGUCUGCGGUGUCAACGCCAUCCUCCUCAUGUGCGUCAAUAUCUUCUUCUACACCUACUUCGCCUGACGCUGCCCCCAGAGUACCCCUUUCCCCGUCAAGAACACCAAGGGCCAGAGGAGGGCAGCACGCCUUGGGCCACAGGACAGGCCAGUGCCCAGCGACUGGCCAAGCCAGCCAAGUAGGAGCCCUGAAAAAUUAGGGAGGAAAUGGGAAAAAAAGAAUGUCUGAUACUUUAAAAAUUGUAGUUGUAAUUGGAAAGAAAAUGAGAUUUCUCACGGA
This is a messenger RNA of Bubalus bubalis (water buffalo), 2073 nucleotides long. It is a transcript of the gene SLC5A10, whose product is annotated as solute carrier family 5 member 10. Gene Ontology annotation, biological process: transmembrane transport. The coding region runs from base 67 to 1860 and encodes 597 amino acids. Gene Ontology annotation, cellular component: plasma membrane. The record is from RefSeq and is a predicted model, not a curated record. Lineage: Eukaryota; Metazoa; Chordata; Mammalia; Artiodactyla; Bovidae. Gene Ontology annotation, molecular function: D-glucose:sodium symporter activity. The transcript is spliced from 15 exons.